CAUACACAGAACAACAAUGGCUCAACCCUCGUUGGGAGUCACCCCCAACGAAGGUUCUGCCAUUCAAUCAUACCUAUCCAACACUUAUACCCCGUACAAGGACCUACGUGAACUUGAAUUCUCCGCCUCCGCUCGCCCAUCCGCAAUUCAACUAUCCGUGCUCUUGUCCGCUCUCAGCAAGCAUUCUCCACUAUACACCGUCUACCAAUAUCAGUGUUACUGGUAUGCCCAUACUGUCUGGGAGGCGCUCAAAAAGCUCUUCCCUGAUUGUCGUGAAACAAUGCGGUUCCAUUUAUCGUGGGCUGAAUAUCGAGAAGGCAAAUAGUGUGGAAAUGGUAUGUGAGCAAUAUCGCAUCCUGUAGGCGCGCAUCUAGAAUGCAGCAGAAGAGGAGAAAAGCCGAGGAAGAUGAAGUACGGCAGGUGAGGUUCCUCCGGGUAUCGUUUACACUGAUUACCCAUGUAUUUUCACAGUUGAGGAUGGAAGGUAGGGCUCAAUGUCAAACAGAGAUCGAGCAAGCACUAGCGAGGGAAACAGAAGCGACGAGCAAAGCAAAUGAAUAGAUAAGGCAAAAAGAGGAAGCGG
This is a messenger RNA of Suillus clintonianus, 583 nucleotides long. RefSeq lists its product as uncharacterized. The record is from RefSeq and is a predicted model, not a curated record. Bases 17 to 325 code for a protein of 102 amino acids. The transcript is spliced from 2 exons. Lineage: Eukaryota; Fungi; Basidiomycota; Agaricomycetes; Boletales; Suillaceae.